This is a messenger RNA of Monascus purpureus, 906 nucleotides long. Lineage: Eukaryota; Fungi; Ascomycota; Eurotiomycetes; Eurotiales; Aspergillaceae. The record is from the annotation of a GenBank genome assembly.
AUGAGUUCCAACUCUAUAAAUAAGAUAAGAGGCCAUUUACGGCUCUCCCUCUCGUGUCUUCCGUCCGAAAAAGAAGUCUACUUCCAGGAAUCCUCGUUCUUUGUUCGGUAUGGAAUCGAGAAACUCCCGUCCCCGGGGAAGAUUCGAUCACUUCAGAAGACAUCCUAUUUGGGAGACCCUCCUCCGAUGCGAUUUCCAGAAACAGGGCUUCUGGUGAAGUUUGGCCACGGUAUUAGCGUUGCUGAAGGCCAGUGUUUAUGGGCAAUACGACGGCUCCUUCGAAACAGUGUUCCGGUACCCGAGCUAUAUGGGUGGAUAGAAGAUGGAGACGAGACGUUUAUCUACAUGGAAUUAAUUGACGGUGACACACUGCAAGAGCGAUGGGAUUCACUGUCAGGUCGUGACCGAGCGCGGUUAUGUGAAGAACUCCGCGAUAUAAUCACGUCUUUGCGUCGACUUGAGCAAUCACCAAGUGAGAAGUUUAUCGGACGAGUGGGUGGCCAGCCACUUUCUGACGUGACUUUUUCCGGCGUUGAAGCCGGCCCCUUUCCGGCAGUGAAGGAUUUUAAUGACUGGUUCUCUGCAUUACCGAAGCAAGGAUUUACUGGUGCUACUUUCGAUGAUCCUUUUCGUUCGCGUCUUGCGGAUGAUGUACCAGUAUGCUUUACGCAUGGUGAUCUCCAUCCCAGCAAUAUCCUAAUUACGUCCAGCGGGACUCCUCAUAUUCUGGCCCUUGUGGAUUUUCAUCAAUCCGGCUGGUUGCCAGCCUAUUGGGAAUACUGCAAGGCUCUCUUGACUUGUUGCAUUGGAGAUGAGUGGGAGACACUCUACAUUCCUAUGUUUCUGGAACCAUACCCGGAUUGUUUCAAGGCUUACUCUUUCUACGCUGGUGCUCUUGGUUGCUAA